This is a messenger RNA of Gigantopelta aegis, 681 nucleotides long. RefSeq lists its product as uncharacterized. The record is from RefSeq and is a predicted model, not a curated record. The transcript is spliced from 4 exons. The coding region runs from base 1 to 597 and encodes 198 amino acids. Lineage: Eukaryota; Metazoa; Mollusca; Gastropoda; Neomphalida; Peltospiridae.
AUGACAACGGUGUAUUCAUCCCGUCUGGCAUCUUGUCUUUCAGUGGAGGAGGGGGAGACCACGUGUGACUGUGGGAAACACGUUCAGUCGGGAAAAUGCGAGACUGACAUUGACAUUCGAGACAACGUCUGCCCAGUCACGUGCAAGAGACGUCGAGAAGUAACGUGUGUCGAACCCCCGUCCUACCCGCACGCCACGCCCUCCAGUGACAGGAGAUAUUUCGCCACACUCAACUACACGUGUCAGCCUGGGUAUAUUAAUGAGGGGGGAGCAGGAACAAUGUAUUGCACGCUCAACGGGACGUGGGUUCGAGACGUGAUGAAGAUAGGUGUUCCGCCACAGUGCAAGCAAGCAGCAGUAUUCACGUCAGCCUUCACGAAAAUCACUUUUCCGGAAACGUAUUUGGAGGUUGCAUACGUGAAUGACGUCAGAGCUCAGUCGUCUGUGACGUGUGCGCAGUCAUGCGCAGUUCUGUCGGACUGCACGCACUACAUCUUUAAGAAACCUGAGACAUGCACCCUGUACAAUGAUCACGGAAGCAAUUUAGUGAAUGUAACAACCUCUGUCGUUUGGAGAAGAAACCUGGUGAAACCAUGAAUUUUGUAUUAAAGAACCAUAACAUAACGGGAACAUAACUAGGCUUUCGAAUUAUGUAACCAGUGGUGUGCGACCGCUCUACCG